AACAGGAGCGCCAGGGCUCGGACCGCCCCCGCCGCCGACACCAGCGGCGGUGCCGCCCUGCACUGUCCCGCCCUGUCCCGUAAGAUGGCGGCGCGGCUGCUUCGUCUGCGGACCGCUCUGAGGGCCGCCGGCUGCCGGCUCUCCUCUGCCCAGGCCAGUCCUCUGCAAACUGAACAACAUGGCACAAAGCGCCUGGAACCAUCUUCUGCUAAAACUUUGCUUGAUAUAGGCACUCGGAGAAUCUUCUCAUCAGAGCAUGAUAUCUUCAGGGAGAGUGCCAGGAAGUUCUUUCAGGAAGAAGUGCUGCCUUUUCAUGCAGAAUGGGAGAAGGAUGGCCAAGUGAGCAGGGAGCUCUGGGAAAAGGCUGGACAGCAGGGUUUGCUGGGUGUUGCUAUUGCUGAAAAACAUGGAGGCAUCGGAGCGGAUAUUCUCUCUUCAGCCAUUGUCUGGGAGGAGCAAAUGUAUGUGAACUGUACAGGCCCAGGGUUCAGCCUUCAUUCAGAUAUCGUCAUGCCCUACAUUGCAAACUAUGGCUCUGAAGAACAGAUCAAACGCUUUAUCCCCCAAAUGGUUGCAGGCAAGUGCAUUGGAGCUAUCGCCAUGACAGAACCUGGGGCUGGCAGUGACUUGCAGGGAGUACGGACAUAUGCGAAAAAAGAUGGGAGUGACUGGAUUCUUAAUGGGAGUAAGGUAUUCAUCACUAACGGUUGGAUGAGUGAUGUCGUGAUCGUGGUUGCGGUUACAGACCGGGAGGCCCGAUCCCCUGCUCAUGGGAUCAGCCUUUUUCUGGUGGAGAAUGGAACAAAAGGUUUCAUCAAAGGACGCAAACUGAACAAAAUCGGCCUUAAAGCUCAAGACACGGCAGAGCUGUUUUUCGAAGAUGUGCGGUUGCCAGCCAGUGCCUUGCUUGGAAAAGAGAACAAAGGCUUCUACUAUCUGAUGGCAGAGCUCCCUCAGGAAAGACUUCUAAUUGCUGAUAUGGCUCUUGCUGGCUGUGAAUUCAUGUUUGAAGAAACAAGAAAUUAUGUGAGACAAAGAAAAGCUUUUGGGAAGACAAUUGCACACUUGCAGACGAUACAGCACAAGUUGGCGGAAAUAAAAACGCAAAUUUGUGUGGCCCGAGCCUUUAUGGACAACUGUUUGGAGCUUCAUGCGGAUAAACGCCUGGACUCUGCCACAGCUUCUAUGGCAAAGUACUGGUGUUCUGAUCUCCAAAACAGCAUAGCUACGCAGUGUGUGCAAAUGCACGGAGGAUGGGGGUACAUGUGGGAGUAUCCAAUUGCAAAAGCUUUUGUGGACGCCCGUGUUCAGCCAAUCUAUGGUGGUACCAACGAAAUAAUGAAAGAACUUAUUGCUAGAGACAUUGUCAGUGACAAGUAGGGCAGAUGCUUACUACUUUGGAGAGUCUCAUGGAAUCCUUUUAUAUAUUAAUAUAUGGCAUAAAAUCAGGCAUCAGAAUGUGAAAUAAAUUUGGUGUAUCAUAUUCUUUAAAUGAAGUGACACUUAAAAAAAAAAAGGAACAACUAGUAAUACCGGUGUGCUCAUAUGCAGGAUAUCUAAUAUCUUUAAAUUUAAUAUUUUAAACUUUAAAUUUAAAUAUUUUUGGAAAUCACAGAGUAGCUUGUGUUUCAAGAGUUCUGGUAGUGAACAUUGGGUAGUUUGGUCUUUCUGACUUGAAGCUAUUUUAUUGAAUGCAGCACUCAGUUUUCAGAAUCAAAUUUCUAGAGAAGUCAUAUUCUUAACUAAUGAAAAAAAUUAAAUGUUAAUAUAACUUCGAAUUUGUAUUUCCCCUUGAGAAGCAGAACUUGAAACUUUCGCUGUUGUUGCUAUACACCUGCUCACUGCACAGCAGCUGCCCACUGUGCGGCUGACCCUUAUGUUUACAUCUAACCCGGAAUGCCUUAUUUUAAUUAGUUUGUUCAAAUAAACGUAAUAAAGCAUUUCUAUGCAA
Molecule: messenger RNA, 1951 nt
Organism: Myiozetetes cayanensis
Lineage: Eukaryota; Metazoa; Chordata; Aves; Passeriformes; Tyrannidae
Gene: ACADL
Product: acyl-CoA dehydrogenase long chain
Exons: 11
Coding region: 85-1380 (431 amino acids)
Biological process (GO): carnitine metabolic process, CoA-linked; fatty acid beta-oxidation using acyl-CoA dehydrogenase; long-chain fatty acid catabolic process
Cellular component (GO): mitochondrion
Molecular function (GO): flavin adenine dinucleotide binding; long-chain fatty acyl-CoA dehydrogenase activity
Source: RefSeq, a predicted model, not a curated record